GUAUAGGUAGCCCCUUGGGCCAAUGUUGACAUUCUAUUGAUCACAGCGUUCGCUAUAACAAAUCAGUACACGUCAGGGCCGCGAAAGCGUCAACAAGAACGAGAGAAAUCGUUGCUCGAUCGCCGCAAGUGACUUUUGCGACGAGCGAAAAUUUUGAGAAAAUAUUUCACCCGUCGUAGUCCGAGCGAGAGCUGCGUGCUGAACGAUGGCCGAAAAUCCCCAAAUCGAGGACCCUCCGAUCGCGGUAUUGAAACGACUCGUGCGACGAAGAGUCGAUGUGGAGUCCGAAGGAAUAGCAUCAUAUCUUGAUCCAAUUUAUUCAUUGAUCGUCAAUUGGCCGGGCCCACAUCCAAGGCUCCUAGACGAGUUUCAAAAAGAAGAAAUCGACACGCUGCUCGAGGAAUUUGUAAGUUAUUUCAAUUACGUUGGCGACAAGGCGAAAAAUGUGAUCCAGUUCGUGAAGUCGGCCGGCUUCCGGGACAGGCCCGACACUCCCGAAGACGGCGAUCCGUCGACGCGUCGCGUCAGGCCGUCGCCGAGUCGCGUCACGCCGAUACAUUACUUGGCCCGAGUCGGUAGGCUUCACCUCGAGCCCGUUCACCGACAGAGGAUCGGCGAGCUCUUCGGCAUAUACAACGAAUUCGAUGUGAAUUACAUCGACGAGCUCGACGGCUGCACGCACUUUCACGCGGCCUGCAUGACCGGCAACCGGAGAAUCGUCGAGAAAUUCCUCGCGCACGGCCAGGAUCCCAACGUGCCCUGGGGCUGGGACACGCCGCUGCACUUGGCCGCCAAGUACAAGAGCAACCAGGGCGUGGUCAAGCUGCUGCUGAAACGGGGCGCGAAUCCGAAUCAGCCCGACGCCGAGGGAUCGACGCCUCUGCACGUCUUCGCCAAGAUCGGAUACGGCGUCUACUUGAUGCUGAUAUUCAGGCACAGCCGAGCCGAGCACAGGCCGGUGCGGAUCGACGCCCGGGACGGGCAGGGCCGCGCACCGCUGCACCUGGCUGCGAGACACGCGAAGAAGAACGUGGUCGAGACGCUGCUGAAGGCGGGCCGACCCAGUCUGAACGCGGCCGACGCCGAUGGAUUGACUCCUCUGCACCACGUCUGCCAGAGAGCAACGAAACACGAUCUGGUGGAGAUUUUGUCGUCUUUGUUCGGUGCCAGCAGGGAACGAAAGAAUUGGCUGCGCGUCAACCGUCGCGACAGGUCGGGUCGGACGCCGCUGGAAUUGGCCGUGGCCAGUCUGUUUCCGGACGCGGUAGACGCGCUCUUGAAUCGCAACGUCGAUCUGGCGAGCUUCGUUUUUCCGAUCGAGGCUUUUUGCCAGAGUUUGAACAACGACGAGUAUUAUCUCUGGUACAACUUGAAAAUGUUAACCGACGCUCUGGCGGUCGUCGACUGUCUUCGGCAGUGUCGCUACGAGCUCAGCCCAAACGACGCCCUGGCGAUCAUGGAGUUUUACAACAGGUUUGAAUUGUGGCAGAGGUCAAGGAAUUUCGAAUACGACGAGUAUGCCAUAUCCGUAGCAAAAACUUCUGAGUUAGACGAGAAUAUGUCGCUCUACGACUUUCUUCAGUUGCCGCACCAAGAGGCGGCGAUGUACCUGUACAAUCAAACAAAUCUGAAUUACAACGCGUUCGUACCGUUCCAAACAAAUCGGCGUAUCUCCAGAGAAGCCAGACAAGCUUUUGUCGAGCACGUGUGCGAAGUAUUCUCGAGACGAUUUUUCCAGCGCGAGGCGGUGCAUCCUUUAUGGAAAUUGGUACGCCAUAGGCUCCCGUUUCUCUGGUGCGAUAUGACCGUCAGGAAUGAAAUUCUCAUGAACAAAGAUUUGUAUCAUAUUUGCGUGGCGGCUAGUGGUCUUGAGGACCAUUCGGAAAAUUGGACGACAGACGUUGUACGCUACAACCCGAGACCCGCGAGGCUCGAGGGUAGACAAGCUCCAAAAAGAUUAAAAUAUGAUAAAUUGGGAGGGAGUUGAUUUAUUAAAUUUCGUUGUGAAAUUGCUUCGAAUAACGAAAGAAUUUCCAACGGUACAAAAUAGCCGCUAACUUCGAAAAAAUUGUAAAUAUAAAAAAUUUUAUGUGUAAUACAUACAUGAUCGUAUGUAAAAACUUUGUUUUAUUGGUAAUGUCCCAGCGGCUCUCCGAAGUCUUUUUAUUCAACAAUGAGUAUUAAAAUCGAAAUAAAUAAAAAAUUGAGUGUAUCAAUUAGCUUGCAUUUGAA
This is a messenger RNA of Trichogramma pretiosum, 2232 nucleotides long. RefSeq lists its product as uncharacterized. NCBI's taxonomy places the organism in Eukaryota, Metazoa, Arthropoda, Insecta, Hymenoptera, Trichogrammatidae. The transcript has 2 exons. Gene Ontology annotation, molecular function: protein binding. Gene Ontology annotation, cellular component: cytoplasm; nucleus. Bases 206 to 1987 code for a protein of 593 amino acids. The record is from RefSeq and is a predicted model, not a curated record.